UUUGAUACAUCAAUACACACAACCUUCUUUCACACUCACACUUGGACUAAUUGUCACACGGACCCAGGAACAGACAGGAGAGCUGAUGAUGAGUCAAGUGUCUUUAUUGUGAAUCCAAAAACAGUGCAGACUGGUGAAGAACUGAAAAGGCGUAACUUAAAAAGUCUUAUCUGUGUGGCGCGAUGAGAUCAGGGGAAACGUCCACAUGGGGGAGACGAGGCAGGAGCAGCAGCUAAGUCUUAGAGUAAUGUACACAGCCAAUUCAAAAGUGUUACAUUUUCAGAAGCCCUUUUCUUCCUGUGAUGAGCAUUUUCGUGGCAAAAUGUUGGUGAAAAAUCAGAAGUACGUGAAAGUGGCCAAAACUGAGGAGGGCUACGAAGACUUCAACACAUUUCUUCAAAAAGUCAUAGAAAAGCUAGGUCUUCCACUACAGUCUGAGCUGCGCUUGGCAGAUGAAUCAGGGACAGAAGUGGAUGCAGAUGUGUUUGAGGAGCUUUUGCAAGCAGGGAACCUUACUGUUACGGUGUCCACUGAACAAUCAAUAGGUAAGAUAUAUUAUUACUUGAUUUUGAUGGGAAAACAGUGGAUCAUCAGUGACAAAUGCGGUGAAGGACAAAUUAUUUUGUCAUUGUACGUGCAUAUAUUAAACUGUGUUACAGUUGUGCUUCAUGAGCAUGUAUCACACACUACGUCACCCGUGUCAGACAUUUCAUCCUCGUCUGUGUCAGAGAACUCUAUCAGACUAGUAUCCUCUGAUUCAUCAGAUGCAACAGUAAUUAUUAAGACAAAUGGAGGAAAAAGAACCCAUGCCGAACGGGAAUCAGCGAAAGAGAUGGUGGGAGAUGCUCUCCACUCUAAGCCAGGGUUAUAUUUACAAAAUAUAUUUAUAAAUAUUUGGGAGGAAUAUGACAAAACAAAGACACUGACAGAUAGAACACGGAGACAGAUGGUAAACCUUCUUGUGGCCGACAUGACUGAAGUUCAUGGGAGGAUCCCGCCAACCUCUGUUUGUAUGAAAUAUGCUCUUGGCAUCAUCUCUGUAUUUCCCAGCCUCAGAGAUCCAUAUUCAGACAAUGGAUAUGAACACUUCUAUGACCCACAGAGUGGACCUGGCUAUUUGGCCUGGAGGCUAAAGACCGUCUAGCACAACACUUUUCCUCUGUGCCAGAAAUUCUCCACCGGCACUACCGAUCAAGAUAGUCCAAAGAGAAAGAGGGAGUUUCUUCUGACUGACAUGCAACUGCUUGGAGAGGAUUGUCAUGAAGCAAUAUCCUUUAUGAAGCAUUCAACUGAUGCAUCGGUUAUCAAAGAGAAGAUGAGGGCCACGUUUCAAUAUCGCCAGUCACUGGUUCAGGAUCAGCAACAGUCAUCAACAGUCUUGGAUGUGUUUUCACGACACCCCUGGCUUGAUUGAACAAGUCUUCACCAUGAUGUUUGGAGAGGAGGUGUCAGGCAGACCUUUGGCAAAAUGGCCUACUUAUUUUAAACCCAGGAUCCUGGCAGACUGCAAGUACCUGAUUUCUAAUGAGCAUGUUGAAGAACUCUUGUGUGCACAGCAAAACUCUGAUGGGACUGGCUGGGACAGUGACCUGCCAAGUAUUUUACUGCUGGUUCACCUGCUUCCACCUACCUCCAAAGGCCACAAGAAGAGUGCCAAAAUUAGCUCAUAUCAAGCUGUCGACCAUGUUGUGAGAUAUCUGCGGAUUGGAACCAGUGUUGAAACCUUCCUUGCAGGUGUGAAGUCAGGACAGCCCUUCCUCCUGCGUGUUGGUGAGCAGAGGAACAACAUCCAAAGGUUCUAUGUCAUCCUUGAUCACAAGCCCAUCCCUUGCAAAGCACAAACAUCCCUGGCAGCUUUCGAUGAGCUCUUCAAAGCACACUUCAUCUUCAGUGUCAACUACCACAAAUCCCUCUACAACUUUUACACAUUCAUCCAAACCACAGUGUUCAACAUUGACGUUGGAAGUGCCAAAGAAAAUCCCAGAGUCAGGGAGCUCAGAGCAAGAUUUCUUUACAACCCUUGAGGUGAUAAAUAUCCUUGGAGGCAAAUAUGUUUUUUUGUGUAAGGCACACCACAAAAGUUCUGCACUGCUUUGUCAGCAUUGAAGGCUCAAUCAUGGUUUAUAUCCUGGAAAAACUUUACGUUUGCAAUGUGGACAGCUGGGGUGCACUUUUGACUGAUAGUGUUGACAAUGUGAACAUUCAUAAUAAAGCUGAUGAACCCUCAUCUUCUCAAGCAGUCAGUAUAGACACCCCAUUUGCCGCCCAACGGUCUGUUGUGAAUCAUCAAGUGUUAAAUAUGUGUGGUUCUGUUGUAGCACAGCUACAAGCACAUGGUGUUGCUGAAAGCACAGUGCAAGCAAUGGUAGAGUCCAUGGAGGAACUUGUAAAGGGCAUUCAUUGUCAAGUUAAAGAAGCAGUUCACAGCUGUUCAGACAUUCAGGGUACAGAUUUGGAUGAGAAGGUGGAAAAAUGUUUUGAGCAACUUGAAAAUCCUUUCUCCGUCUUGAACACAAGAGUGAAACGACAGAAGUUCUUUUGAGGAAAAGUUUGAAAUAGUUGAACCAGUUGAAAAUGUUCUCGGGGUGCGGUUUGAUCUACGCAGAGAUCGAACAACAGGAGUUUACACACAGAUCCCUGUAACAGAUAAAUUUGUGUACGUGCCAAUUUUGGGAACCCUAAUGUCUAUGUUCAAGAACAGUGAAAUAUGUGAACAUUUCUUGCAAGCCAAACAACAGGAAGAAGGCAUUUAUAGAGACGUGUGAUGGCUCGUAUUUCAAAAGCAACAGUUUGUUUUCUCUUAAAAAACAUGCUCUACAGAUUCAACUUUAUUAUGAUGAGUUUGAGACUGCAAAUCCCUUAGGUUCAGAGAAAGGGAUACACAAACUUGGUUCUAUUUACUUUGUAUUGAGAAACCUGCCCCCAAAAUUUAAUUCUGUGUUAAUGAAUAUUCAUGUUGUGGCACUCUUUUACUCACAAGAUGUGAAGAAAUAUGGAUUUGAUGAUAUACUAAGGCCUCUCAAUGAUGAUCUUAAAACACUUGAAACCCAAGGAAUUGAAGUGCCUUUCUCUGACUCACCUUUGAUUGGUUCUGUUAUACAAGUAACAGGUGAUAACCUAGGUUUACAUGGACUGUUUGGUUUUGUUGAGUCCUUCAGUGGUACAUAUUGUUGUAGAUUUUGUUUAACCAGUAAAGAUGAGUUACAGUCUGUCUUCACUGAAGAUGACCCUGGCAUGAUUUUAAGACAUUUUAAGUGCUCUUUUUAAUGUUAAUGCAUACUGUGAAGUGUCAACCACUAACUGGGUGAAGAACUAUGGAACAGAAUAUCAGAUUGAUAUGUUUGUUUGUGUUAGAACAAAUAUGGAAAUUCCUGAUUUCCGAAAGAUCACCAACAUCAUUAUAAGUGAUGAGCGAGCUUUCAUUCUGACUUCUAGAGUGGACACUCUUUAUUUUGAUGAUCAUUUGAAUGCAUACUGUAUAGAGGACAGAGCAGAUUCAUUUGCUGUUUUUUCACUUAAGGAGUUGAUUUCUUACAAACCUUAUGACAGACAGUUUUCUAAUGUGAUGGAUGAAAAAACAUACAUUGUGCCACAUUGUCAUACUGCGUGAAGUGUAUUUUUGUGGAGAGGUUCUGUUGUUGCGACAAAGCAGAGCUGUUUAUAUGGUGUGCUUGUUUGAAAUAAAAAUUGAUUCAGUUGA
Molecule: messenger RNA, 3700 nt
Organism: Hemibagrus wyckioides
Lineage: Eukaryota; Metazoa; Chordata; Actinopteri; Siluriformes; Bagridae
Exons: 10
Coding region: 206-1144 (312 amino acids)
Source: RefSeq, a predicted model, not a curated record